AUGUCCCCACUCCCAACCCCAACCCCCACCCCCAUCACCAAAUCCUCCCUCAUCGGCGCCUGGACUCUCAUCUCCUACAUCGUCGAGCCCCCGAACCCCCAAGACUAUGACGCUCCCACCCACUACUACCCCAUGGGCCCGGACGCCCGCGGCACCCUCGUCUACACCCCAGAUGGUCAGAUGACCGUGAGCGUGUUGCCGAAAGUUGCCAAGAAGGUGUGGGAGAAUUCUAAUGAUGGGGUCAUGUACGCGGGCCGGUACUGGAUUGAAAACAGCAGUAGCGAUGACGAGGAUGAUGAUGCUGGUGAUGGAUAUGAGAGGCAGUAG
Aspergillus vadensis CBS 113365 is the source of this 327-nucleotide messenger RNA. RefSeq lists its product as uncharacterized. The transcript has a single exon. Lineage: Eukaryota; Fungi; Ascomycota; Eurotiomycetes; Eurotiales; Aspergillaceae. The record is from RefSeq and is a predicted model, not a curated record. Bases 1 to 327 code for a protein of 108 amino acids.